Molecule: messenger RNA, 1020 nt
Organism: Zophobas morio
Lineage: Eukaryota; Metazoa; Arthropoda; Insecta; Coleoptera; Tenebrionidae
Product: calaxin
Exons: 5
Coding region: 161-991 (276 amino acids)
Molecular function (GO): calcium ion binding
Source: RefSeq, a predicted model, not a curated record
CUAGUUACCAGACAUAUGUUGCGUGUGAGCUUUGCGUGUUGUGACGUCUACUUCUACAAUUGAAAAAAAGCUCAAUCAAUCAUAUUCGGGAUCGAUUUAAGCCCUGAACAGAAAAAUCACAUAGCUUCCCGGGUCAGAAAGUGCGCUGAAAGCUUUCCAAAUGGCCGCGGAUUUGUCUAAUCUGAGCAUGCGCGGAGGCGUGCUGGUGAUGAAAAGCGUGUCGCUUUUUCUGGCGGGCACUAGAAACAGUAAAAGAAGCAGCGCCCAACCGGCCGCAAAAGCGGCGAAACCCCGUCGGAAGAAAAUGUCCGAGCAAGACAUCGCCUACAGAUGUUCAAUGAAAAUCCUAGAGGCGGCCAAACGUGACACCCUCUUCACAAGAAGCGAAAUCGAAGCACUGUAUAAAAUCUUUAGGAGAUUAGUUACCACGAAUAAAACGAAAUCCAGCCAGGGGAAGAUCAAGUCGAACGCGAACACUCCCUCUAUUAUCGGAAAACCCACAAACAUUCAAGAAGGAAUCGAUAGGAUCGUUUUCAGGGAAAUAUUACACAAUACUUUUGAUAUUGUUGCCGAAAAUAUGUUGAUGGAUAGGAUUUUUUGUGUGUGGGAUAAGGCGAAUUAUGGCUUGAUUACGUUGGAAGCUUGGUUGCAUGGGUUGUCACUGUUUCUUAGAGGAUCUACGAUAAGACAAAUCGAAUUCUGUUUCUCGGUUUAUGAUCUGAAUGCUGAUGGGUUCAUCACAAAAGACGAAAUGUUCCAACUUCUCAAGAAUUGUCUUAUCAAGCACCCUCAAGAGGAAGAUCCGGACGAAAGCGUGAAAGAUUUAGUGGACAUAGUAAUGCGAAAAAUGGACAAAGACAAAGAUGGGAAAGUGUCUUUAGAAGAUUUCCAGGGAACCGUGGUGGAAGAACCGCUACUUUUGGAAGCUUUUGGAAAAUGUUUGCCAUCAGAGAGGUCAAAAAAUACGUUCCUGUCAACCCUAAAAGCAUAAAUCGUCAAUUAAUAAAUAUUCAUAUUCAA